Panicum hallii is the source of this 1535-nucleotide messenger RNA. RefSeq names its product gibberellin 3-beta-dioxygenase 2-1-like. The record is from RefSeq and is a predicted model, not a curated record. Gene Ontology annotation, molecular function: gibberellin 3-beta-dioxygenase activity. The transcript has 3 exons. Gene Ontology annotation, biological process: response to light stimulus; gibberellin biosynthetic process. NCBI's taxonomy places the organism in Eukaryota, Viridiplantae, Streptophyta, Magnoliopsida, Poales, Poaceae. Bases 1 to 1101 code for a protein of 366 amino acids.
AUGCCGUCGCCGCCGACCCCGCCGGCCGCCGCCGCUCCCUACGUCGAGCUCCGUUCCGCGGAGCGCGUGCCGGACACGCACGCUUGGCCGGCCGGGCCGGACGACCACCACCCGUCGGUGGAGGCCGUCGGGCGCGACGCGGUGCCGGUGGUGGACGUGGGGGACCCGGGCGCGGCGCGGGCGGUGGCGCGCGCCGCCGAGGAGUGGGGCGCGUUCCUGCUCGUCGGGCACGGCGUGCCGGCGCGCGUGACGGCGGGAGUGGAGGAGCAGGUCGCGCGCCUGUUCGCGCUCCCGGCGCCGGAGAAGGCGCGCGCGGGCCGCCGCCCCGGGGAGGCCAGCGGCUACGGCUACCCGCCGGCGCUCCACCUCCCCAAGCGCAUGUGGUCCGAGGGGUACACGUUCCCGGCGGCCGCCGUCCGCGCCGAGUUCCGCCGCGUCUGGCCCGAGGGCGGCGACGAGUACCUCCGCUUCUGCGACGUGAUGGAGGAGCACCACUGGGAGAUGAGGGCUCUCGGUGGCAGGCUGCUCGACGUCUUCUUCGGGGCGCUCGGGCUCACCGCCGACCAGAUCGCCGCCGGCGAGACGGAGCGGAAGAUCCGCGAGACCCUGAUGGCGACGAUGCACCUGAACCUGUACCCUAGGUGCCCGGAGCCGGAGCGCGCGAUGGGGCUGGCGGCGCACACGGACUCUGGCUUCUUCACGUUCAUCACGCAGAGCCCCGUGCCGGGGCUGCAGCUGCUCCGCCGCGGGCCGGACCGGUGGGUGACGGUGCCGGCGCCGCCGGGCGCGCUCGUGGUCGUGCUCGGCGACCUCUUCCAGCUGCUCACCAACGGCCGCUUCCGCAGCGCGCUCCACCGCGCCGUCGUGAACCGGGAGCGCGACCGCAUCUCCGUGCCCUACUUCCUCGGCCCGCCGGCCGACUUGGCGGUGGCGCCGCUCGCGUCCGCCGUGCCGCCGGGGAGGAAGGCCGCGUUCCGGGCCGUGACGUGGCCGGAGUACAUGGGGGUCAGGGAGAAGGCGCUCCGCACGGACGCGUCGGCGCUGGCGAUGCUGCAGGUGGAGGACGAAGGAGAGGAUGGUGGAGUGCCACCCAAGAGCUAGCUUGAUCGAAUAGAGGAUGUGAGAAUAAUGUAUAGCAGCUUAAUAAAUAAUGUCAAAGUUGGAGCUUCAAAGGUUAUCCUUCACAAUCAUACAUUCAUAUCAGGAGUCGAUAAGAGAGGGGAAAAAAAGACAAGCAAAGAGAACAGUGCACCAGUGAGAUUAGAUGCUGUCAUGCAUCUUUGCCAAUGCACAGAAAAGAUGCUUCACUUCAAACACAAAGAAACAAGCAGUAACCAAUCACUCAACCAGUAGCGAACUUGUGCGGGACAGGCGCCAUGCGCAUGUUCGUGGUGAGGCCUCCAUUUAUUUCCUUCCGCGAUUUGAAGGAACACAUGCAUGACUACGUCUACAUGAGCAAAUGAAAACAAAUAUGAAAAUUAUAGCACAAUCUCACUUGAUUUUGAUCAGAGACUGGUACGUCGAUGCUGGCUACC